GCAACCACCUCAACUCACAAAGGCAAGCAGAAAUCAUAGAAUGGUCAGGUUUUGCAUGCGUAAGAUCGUGACGAUAUCUUCAUUGUCAGCUGAGGUAGUAUAUGCUCCAAGUCUCGUUGUCAUCUUCGUCACAACCCUUCUUCCAAAUCCUCGUAGCAUACACACAUACAUACAUAAAUACAGAAUCCGCAUCAUGUAACCCGUUUUCCAAAGCCGUUGUGAAUCCGCCCGUCUCAAGAACCCAUCCCUAUGAUAACCCAUGCGUGAUUGAUAUUGUACAAAGUCGUGACAAGAAAAACUUAUAAUAUCAACGAGAGAACAGAAUUGAAAAUAGAAAUGGAAAAUGCUCAACAUCAAAUAAUUCACAGCGGGAAUACCAAAAGACCAAACAAAACUCCAUGCCCAU
Molecule: messenger RNA, 406 nt
Organism: Xylaria bambusicola
Lineage: Eukaryota; Fungi; Ascomycota; Sordariomycetes; Xylariales; Xylariaceae
Exons: 1
Coding region: 102-305 (67 amino acids)
Source: RefSeq, a predicted model, not a curated record